AUGUCCAAUAAUAAUAUUAUAUUUACUUCACUUGCCAGUAAUCUGAACAUUAAUGAAUUGAUUAACAGCAUCAAAAAGUCAGAGCCCUUUCGGGAAGUAAUAUCUUUGGAUUAUACCGAUGGAAGUUCAGAAUUAAUGAACAACUUUGGUUAUCUAGUGCACUCAAACUUGAUGAAUGUCGAGUACAUAAAUAAGAGAUCGACGAUGUCCAGAAAACCGCCAAGUUACAUACUAUGGCUUCCUAAAUUCAGAGGCCACUUAAAAAUAUCAGGAUAUAGCUCUCUACAGAACCAAAUCAUUCGUUACCACACACAUACACGAGUAAAGAUAAUGACGGGAAAUGAUAAUAGCUCCAAUGAUGCGACAGUUAUAGAUGUAGAUGUGUUUUCUGCCUUGAAACUUGCUGAUUACACGUUAAAGCUUAUUGACCAAAUGAUUAAUCUGGGUAAUAUUAGUCUAAUUACGAACAGGCUAUAA
Debaryomyces fabryi is the source of this 477-nucleotide messenger RNA. RefSeq lists its product as uncharacterized. NCBI's taxonomy places the organism in Eukaryota, Fungi, Ascomycota, Pichiomycetes, Serinales, Debaryomycetaceae. The coding region runs from base 1 to 477 and encodes 158 amino acids. The transcript has a single exon. The record is from RefSeq and is a predicted model, not a curated record.